Caenorhabditis briggsae is the source of this 543-nucleotide messenger RNA. The transcript is spliced from 4 exons. The record is from RefSeq and is a predicted model, not a curated record. NCBI's taxonomy places the organism in Eukaryota, Metazoa, Nematoda, Chromadorea, Rhabditida, Rhabditidae. The coding region runs from base 1 to 543 and encodes 180 amino acids.
AUGCUUGGUGUAUUUUUUCCAGAAACUAUUUUGGGAUACUCAAUCUAUCCUCCUUUGAUGGAGAGUAUUUUGAUUACAACAGGAAUCAAUCUGAUGGUUUUCAACGAGUUUCAGAGCAUUUACACCGCUGUAAAUCGGCUUUUCGCCAUAUUUUUUCCUAUCAAAUGCAACUUAUUUUUUGGAAUCAAAGCUACUCUAACCUUUCACAUUCUUUAUUAUUUGGAUCGAAUUCGAAACUUGACCAUGGAACAUUUUGAUAGAUACAGAGAAUCCAAUUUUAUGACUUUCUCUCCAAAGUAUCUUGCUCAUAUUGGUAGCAUCGUUUCACCAGAUGGAAUGUUUUACUGGGGUUUGGCUCUUCUGAUUUUCCCAUUUCUAAUUAAUGUCGUUACAUUUAUUCGGUUUUAUUAUAUGAAAAAGAGGACUAGUCGUGAAUCGGAGCACUGGAAAAAAGCCAAGAAGAAUAUGAUAUUGUUUCUGCAAACUGUGUUUCAAGACGCUUUGUUUUCGUUGAAUGUAUUUUUUGCAUUGAAGUGGCAGUAG